AUGCCUGCGGACAGGAGCAUCCCGCACAGCCAUCGCCACGAUGAGCUUGCUGAAUCCACGCCAGACUCGCGCAACGCCCACGACAAGAUCUCAGUCAAGCAGUCGGCCAGGCGCAGAGCAUACGCCAAACGCAGCUGUCUCAAGUGUCGCGAGAAGAAGGCCAGAUGCGAGCUGCCAGAAGAGAGUCUCACAACGCCGUCAUCCAUGACACCGCUUACCACUGAGCUCGCUUGUCAUCGAUGCAAGGUCCUCUCGCUCGACUGCGUCGUCUGGGACGGCGAUCGCAAACGUCGGCCCAAGGUCUCCUCCGAUCAGUCCAGGCCAAAGUCACCCUCGGACUCUCGUCUCCAAUCCGAGCCGAGCUCGUCUCGUCUACCCUCAUCUCCACCUCGUAGUCCAGGCUCGCUCGAACAGCUCGCUGCUGCUGCUGCUCGUCUCUCGGAUCAUCGCUCCACCUACGACAAUGCCGAAGAGACUUCGCCUCACGCUGCCGCCUCCUCCAACGACGCAAGCAGCUCCAAAGAAGCCGCUUCCACCCUCGCGUCUGUGCAGUUCUUCAAUCCAGUCGCGAACGAGGCUCCAUCCCCUGCUUCGACCGCAUCUCCGGCGUCGAUACGAGGACCAGGUCGCUCCCAUUUGUAUGCUUCCUCGCCCAACAACCAUGCCGCCCGCUCGCCUGGCCACGUCAAACCCCUCACACCUGCUUCUGCAGCCUCUCCCAGUACCGCCACUUCUUCGACCUUUGACUCCAAGAAGACGCAACCACCUGGCCGUACCUGGACCUCGCUGUGGAGGCCCCUCUCUGUUCUCAUAGAUUAUGCAGCCCAGCAGCCCAGCUUCACCACGUAUCUGCUUGGUCGCAUCGAUCGUACCCUCUCCGAGCUCGACAUUCUGGACCUCAUACCCAGACAGACGUUAACCUACCUCAGACCCUUCCUCCGCCCUUAUUUGCUCUGGCAUCCGCAUCUACCGGACCUCGACCAGAUCUACGCAGAGCAUCGCAAGCGGCCCACCGUCUCGACCGCGCUCCUUCUCAGCUCCAUGUGCCUCGUGGCGUGCCGUCAUGCUAUGCCACUCACCGACUCUCUUCCCACAAAGCUCUCCACGCUGGUCGAUCAGCUCGGCACGCAGAUCCUGCUCUCUACGCCCAGGGACAUGUACACGGUUCAGGCACUCGAGCUUCUGCUGGCGCACGAGCCCUCUUUGGUUGGUACAAGCGUCGCCGGCUCUGCGCAGGCCGAGAGAGGCAACGGUCUGCUCGGCGAGUCGCUGCUCGCUGCCGCCCUCACCAUCGCAAGGGGUCUCGAUCUGGACAAGGCUAUUGACAGCGUCAUCGACGUUUGCAAUCGUCCGAUCCCCACCGAUAUUAAGGGAGCGCAACAGCGUCGCGACUUGCUCCACAAACACAUGGCCGGUGCCUCUAUCUGGAUCUCUCUCAGGCUGUGGGAAGGUCAUUUCUCUUUCGUCAACUCCACCGUGCGACCCAUCGAGCUCAACGAUGUUGUAGGCAAGGCAGCAGUCCUGGUCGCUAUCGACAAUGAUGGUCGCAAGAUCGAGCAAAAGCACCGCGAUCCCUUCUUGUCCACCGAGAAGCGCUUUCCGGGCCUCGACGAAGACAGCGUCCUCCGUUCCGCUGGUCGCACGGGUCUCGCUUUCCGCCUGCAGGCCAUGGCGCGCUUUCAAGACACCAUCGCAGACAUGUAUCGCAUCCUCGCCGCAGCACCAAAGUCUCAGCCAGACAGUCCGACUGCCCUCAUCCCGACCUCUGCCGAGACACGUCAACGGAUCCUCGAUCUGCUCACAGCCUCAUCGCAGAAGCAAAUGUUUUGGCAGUCGUCCAAAGCCCAAGCUUUCAGUCCGUUUGCAAGCGUCCGUCCCGCCCUCUUGCUCGAGGACUGGGCUACCAUAGAGUCGUACUCGCUCCAGGAACUCUUGCCAUGCUUGGGUAUCUGCGCUUUCAUGACCGGUGAACUCAAUCUGGGCUUCUCUGCCAACGAGAUGGUCGAAGCUCUCCGAUGCGACGACAGCUUCCGAGACCACUCGAGCAUUAUCUCCGAGCGAAGAGACGUUGACACGUACGGCGUGCUCAGCGCUUUCCAUCUGUUUGAUCGAGGUCUCGGCUAUUCGCAACCCGACAUUGUCACGAGAACCGGCAGUCGUUCCAGAAAGCAGCGUGGCUCUCUUUGGAUCGAGGCAACAGGCGCGCCGCUGCUGCUCACCACCGCCUUCGCCACCGACGGCUGCAAGACUUUUCUGGAAAAGACCGCGUGCUCGCUGCAUGGCUUUGACUUUCUGCCCGUCACCGCCGACAUGCAUCUUGUCAUGAUGAUCAAUACCAUGCACCGGCUCGACGAGUGUGACCACAACGAAUACCUGCCGCCCAUCCGACCCAAGAGGAGCAGCAUGCCGCCUCCUUCCCGCCGCUUACCCAGCCUGCCCCUCGAUCCCCCAGACGACAAGCAAGAUGCCGCACCAGGAAGGAGCAUAUCGCAGAUUGGCGUGCUCUUCAUCGAGGAGAUGGUGCAGGUGAUGCAAAAGUGGAAAUUGGGCACAUCUUUGCAACGCAUCGUUCCUUUGCACUAUCGCUCCAUUUUGGGCACGACGCCAGCAGCAGCGACAUCUCAAGACUCACAUCAGCAGCACGCUGCUGUCAGCUCGUCAGGUGCGGCCAAGGAUCUGCAUCAGAAUGGCGACCGCUCUCGCCAGUUUCAAGCAACCAAGCGUCAGGAUGCGGCCCCGAUCCAGUCGUCGAUGGACGCAAUGCACAGCAGCACCGUCUUUGGCCAAAGCAACACUAGCGAAGGGAGUCUCAGUCAGGCUCAGUCUUUCUCCCAAGGCUUUCAGACCACCUUCAUGCCGGGCUCAACGCAGCAAUCAAAUGCGAGUGCUACUACAGGCAUAUUCGACCUGCCGCUAUUUGACCUUUUCGGUCCGGCAUCGACCACAGAUUGGACCAACAACGUACCAUGGUUCGACCCGGUCGACAACGGGGCCUCCGCUCUUGCCACUGCGAACAUGUCGUUGCCGAGUAUCAGCAACGGCCACGCAACGUCACAAUGGGGUCAUCACACGCAGCCACCGCCUCUGCCGACGUCGCAAGAUGCUUGGCCAAGCUUGCAAAGAAAGCGUAGUGGUGAUGUCUUGCCUCCUCUUCAAUACGCCUCAGCUCACCCGAUGAUGCCAUCGCAACUACCGCCGUCGCUGCCCCCGCUGCCAUCCCCGAGUCAGUCACAUGCCUACCACAGCGGAUAUCCCAACUACCCGACGGCCGGUCCGCAACCGAACGGUUCCUACGGCAAUCCCUACGGCGAGCAAGGUCUCGGUCAAAGUCCGCCUCGAGCAAUGUCUGGCAACGGCGCCCAACAUCAUCAUCAGCAACAGCAGCAGAGCCAAUCAUACCCGCAUCAGCUUCACCGUCCUUACUAUGGCGGGGGUGGAAACCAGCACGGAGGUCGGUAA
Kalmanozyma brasiliensis GHG001 is the source of this 3459-nucleotide messenger RNA. Its product is annotated as Zn(2)-C6 fungal-type DNA-binding domain protein. The record is from RefSeq and is a predicted model, not a curated record. Gene Ontology annotation, cellular component: endosome. Gene Ontology annotation, molecular function: DNA-binding transcription factor activity, RNA polymerase II-specific; zinc ion binding. The coding region runs from base 1 to 3459 and encodes 1152 amino acids. The transcript has a single exon. Gene Ontology annotation, biological process: regulation of DNA-templated transcription; protein transport to vacuole involved in ubiquitin-dependent protein catabolic process via the multivesicular body sorting pathway. NCBI's taxonomy places the organism in Eukaryota, Fungi, Basidiomycota, Ustilaginomycetes, Ustilaginales.